Molecule: messenger RNA, 1572 nt
Organism: Rhinocladiella mackenziei CBS 650.93
Lineage: Eukaryota; Fungi; Ascomycota; Eurotiomycetes; Chaetothyriales; Herpotrichiellaceae
Exons: 1
Coding region: 1-1572 (523 amino acids)
Source: RefSeq, a predicted model, not a curated record
AUGCCCAAGAAACACCAACAGAAAGCGCUCCUGACCAAGCCGCAAUCCAGUACUCCCAACACGUUAUCGUUGUCCAAGUCCUCCACAUCGAAGCAAAGUGAACUCGCCCAGCAACGCACGGUCAACGAGCUCAUUCGCGAAUCUCGCCGCUUACAAAUAAGAAAUGAAUUCCGCCGUCCUCCGCCGUCCUCCAAUACGGGCUCCAUCCCGCCUGCGCUGCGAGUGGUCCUUGACAUUCCGCCUCCUCAACCGCCUGCCCCUCGCCUCGGUGACAGAGCCACUGGUCCAAAUCGUCUGCGGCGCGUCCCCGGGCCUCCGCCUCCAAGGAGCUGGCUUACAGACAGUAUCCACGCUCCGGCGGCCGUCAGGACUGCGUUGACAUCAGCCAGCGAGAACGAGAAUCGUCGAGUCCUGAUCCGCACGAGCCAUUUGCCAGACUGUACUUUCCCGCCGCCCCAGUCCCUCCAGCAUCUCCUGUUGAAGAACAUAGCGAGGGAUUGGGCGUGGCAUGCGAAACACGAUGAGGACUAUUUAGGCGUGUUGCCUACGAAGCUGAAGGAGACGCUAUUAAGUUACCUUGCAGUCUACAACGAAGUGUCUAUCAAUCCGCUCCGGAUAUUGUUCUUAUCGUCCGAGUCCGAGGCCGAGGAUCGCGCUGAAGUGCGUCGUUUGGAUCUGAGUAAUGGAUUAGGAGCAUGGACCACAUUGAAACAACUUGAACGAGAUCUUGUGAUCAAGCAACAGACGCCACCUUUGACGCCGUCGGAUUCGAGUUCUAUGAUGGCGACUACGGUGGAAGCCUCGUCUUCGUCGUCCACACCUGAUAGCUGGGAUGCGGACGAUGACGGCAAUGAGCCGACAAGUCCGUCGUUCAAGAAGGGUCCCAAGACAGGGCCCACCUUUGUCAACUUGAAGCACUUGUCACUUGCGAUUUCUCCGGGAAAUGCGACGGCCGCGUCGUGGGCGUCUCUGCUUUCUCUGGCCGCGGAAUUGCAGACCUUGACAUCUCUCUCGCUGGCAUAUUGGCCCCAGCCUACUUUCACGCCCAACGCUGCUUCCACAAGAGCGGUCAUUCGGACACCGAGCGCCAGACCGGUGGUGUAUGGCGGCUCAGACAUUUACACCCCAUAUGAUAGCAACUGGAGAGAAGCUGCGGGAAUCCUCCGAACAUUGAGUCGAUCAUUGUAUUGCCUGAAGUGGCUGGAUCUCACGGGCUGUGGUGACUGGUUUGCUGCUCUGCAAUGGACUCCGUCGGCGACGGGGUCUUAUUCUCACGAGACCCUUGGGCCGGAAUGGAAUGGCGGUUGGAGAGGACUCGAGAGACUUGUUCUCGAAGUUGGAUGGAGGCCAAUCCCUCCGGAAGCGGAGAGUCGGCCAGCGGAUCCGGACGAGUCAUCGUGGAAUGUCGAGAAUGAGCGGAAAGUGUAUCGCCAUAAUAAGGAGCGAGAGCGGUUUGCUGAGAUUCGCCGCACCGCGCAGUCCGUUGCCCGAUACUUGCGAGCAAGUCGAAAGGAUCGCGGGGGGAUAUGGGUCGAGGUCGAUUUAGGGGAAGACCUCGCUGCGUUGGGAUAG